Messenger RNA from Anastrepha obliqua, 1908 nucleotides. RefSeq names its product protein PRRC2C (gene Boh2). The coding region runs from base 608 to 1711 and encodes 367 amino acids. The record is from RefSeq and is a predicted model, not a curated record. The transcript is spliced from 3 exons. Lineage: Eukaryota; Metazoa; Arthropoda; Insecta; Diptera; Tephritidae.
AUAGAAGCGGAAAGUACAAAUUCACCACGAAUAAAGUUGAACACCACCGAGUUGGUAUAUUUUAACGAGCAAUUCGUUGUUUGUGGCGUUAGCAGUUGUGCAGUAAUUUACGUGGGGUCCGGUUGUAAAUUUCUUAUAGUUUUGAUAAAUAAAAGUGAGAAAUAAUAAUAAAGCAGCGCAAAUAUUUCAUGAAUAUAAUUUUGCACAUCUUUAAAACAUAUCAAUAAAGAAGAGGCACGUGAUUUUAUUUGUGUGCGAUCGUGUUAAUGCUAAACAAUAGAAGGAAGUGAAAAGCAGCUCAAACGGCAGCCAAUUUAAAAUUGCACUUCGUAUUAAAUUACGAAGUUUGUUGGGAAAGGACGGCGUGUUCAGGAAUAGUGGCAAAUACGCAAGUUGAUCAUAUACUUGAAAUACCGUUUGACUGUGGCUGGUUAUUCUAUGCCCUUCAAUUUAUGUUUACAACAGUGACUUCAAAAUUGUUGCGGCCAACGAGAAUAUAGCGGUCCUCGAACGAGCAAUUUGUUCACCUUUUAAUUUGUAUCCUCCAAAGUUACUUCAGUAACCUUGCCCGUAUUUUAAAGUUUCUUUGAGUACUACACUUUUUGUAAUGUCUGCGUUAGCAACAUUGUCUAAUCCAACACCCAUUGAUGCGCCUGGCGCUGGUGUUGGCUCGUCAUCAACAACAAGUGGCGGCAGCAGCAACAAUGUCGAGCGCCGUUGUGAAAGUGCGGAUUGUAGCGUCAUAAAACUUGUCUCAAUGGUGCCCAAACGCAAAAUCACACAAUUCGUUACAGAGCCUUCGGUAAUGGAAAAACCUAUGCUAAUAAAUGGUUUCACAACAGUGUUCCAAGUGGAGGGCAAUUCGGCCAAGUUGAGUGACUUGAAAAAUCCUAAUCCUACCAAAGGCGUUCAACCCAAAACUAUUUUUCGUAUUGUACCAAACACACAUGCGCACAUCGUGAAUUAUGUUGUCGUUGAUGCGGACGGUGAUUCCUUACGCAAAAUUAAUGAAGGUGAUCCGGCAACAAUGCGUAAGUUGCUUGAAUCUCAAAAGGUGAGCGCCGAUCAAAUGUUAAAAAAGCUCAUGGCAGGGCAUGGUCCCAGCGUGCCGAUUGUCUGCAAUGCCGCACCGAUGCCAACGGGUGUAAAUACUAUAACUUCAACGGCCCCAUUAAAUGCGUCAGCCACUACAAAUACUGUCGCCGUAUCCGCCACAACAACACCUACAAUUAGCACUGCUAAUGCAAAUGUGCGUGCCAACCCUGCGACAUCACCAGCGGUUACUCCUGGUGGCAGUGCGGCAAAAGCAUCAGCUAUACAAUUACCUAUGCGUAUGCAUCCGAAUUUAAAGAUAACUGCUGUGGCUAGCAGAGAAAAUUUUGGACAACUAGUGGAAUCAAAUUUACCUACAAUGCAGCCGUUGCAUAUGCCAGCACCUGCCGUACCCACGGUACCACUGAUAACGCCUGUGCCACUGGCGAAUUUGCAGAGCUCACCUGUUGUUGCUGCUCCUGCUGCUACUGCUGCUGCGACCACAGUGGAUAAGCCAAAUAUCGAUAAAAUGCAAGCUGAACUGGCAGAAUUACGACGCACUGUUGCUAUGCUUGCUGAGGCUAUGCCUAUGAAUCCACAAGCUCAGAAGGCGCUCCAACAAACGUCGUCCCAACAACCGCCUCGCGCAAUGGGCGUAAAGCGACAGCGCCUCAAUUAGUCAGCUAAUCUGCUUAUUUAAAUUAGCUUUAUGUCGAGGUUUAGGGAGGUAUGCUGGCAAACGCACAAAAAGAGAAUAGUUAGACUGUAGAAAUAGCUUUUUUUUAUCCAAAGAAAAGUUAGGCAUUUGCCGAUAUUUUAAAUAUGUGACUUUUAUUGGUAAGCCGUUUUCAAUAUAUAAAACUUGAGUUUUGGAAA